Molecule: messenger RNA, 708 nt
Organism: Morchella sextelata
Lineage: Eukaryota; Fungi; Ascomycota; Pezizomycetes; Pezizales; Morchellaceae
Exons: 4
Coding region: 1-708 (235 amino acids)
Biological process (GO): N-terminal peptidyl-methionine acetylation
Cellular component (GO): NatC complex
Molecular function (GO): protein-N-terminal amino-acid acetyltransferase activity
Source: RefSeq, a predicted model, not a curated record
AUGGCAACCCCCCAGCCCACCGUCCAGCAGAUCACCGACCUCCUCUCCUACAUCCGAGCCAUGAGCGCCCACGCCGCAACCCCGCUCCCCAGCGAGGUGCCAUUAAAGAUCAGCUAUGCGCGCUACGACGCCGCCCAGGAGCCGAAGCAGCUCGAGGCCAUCCGGCAGCUUAUCUCUAGCGACCUGUCGGAGCCGUACAGCAUCUAUGUGUAUAGAUACUUCUUGUACCAGUGGGGGAACCUGUGCUACAUGGCGAUGGACGGCGAGCAGAUAAUCGGUGUUGUAGUAUCGAAGCUCGAAGAGCACCGUAACGGUGUGAUGCGUGGAUACAUUGCUAUGUUAGCGGUCAAAGAGCAAUACCGGGGCAAAGGAAUCGCCACCAAACUCGUCCAAAUGGCCAUCGACGCCAUGAUCUUUGGCGACGCCGACGAAGUGGCGCUAGAGACCGAGAUCACAAACACGGCCGCGAUCAAGCUAUACGAGCGCCUGGGCUUCCUGCGCAGCAAGCGCCUGCACAGAUACUACCUCAACGGCAACUCGGCCUUCCGCCUGCUGCUGCCGCUGAAGAGUCAGGGCCUGCUGCAUGAGCAUGAGGAGCAUGAGUGCGGUGAGGACGACGGGCAUGAUCAUGGGCAUGAUCAUGGACAUGGACAUGAUCACGGCGGGGAGGAGUGUGGUGGGCAUGGCGGACAUGGGCAUGGGCAUUGA